Messenger RNA from Sclerotinia trifoliorum, 1869 nucleotides. Lineage: Eukaryota; Fungi; Ascomycota; Leotiomycetes; Helotiales; Sclerotiniaceae. The record is from the annotation of a GenBank genome assembly.
UUUCCUUCAAGACUUAUUACGACAACAAACCCAAUUUUCUCUGCGUCGCAAAUCUGAUCGAGGAAUUACCGAGUCAAGCUUUCCUCUUGUUUCAUUCCAGCGUUCCCCCCAACCUACUUAGUACAUAUUUAUCAAGCUCCUAAAAGAUAUCCUCGAAAGAGUUCGAUUUCCCCGCGUUCCGAAGUCCAAAAAUUCCGCUACAUCCUACGAUAAUCGGCAACCCAUACGGCCAACUGCAUUUGAAGUAGAAAAUAAGAAUAGAAACAUCCAUAUUAGAAACAGAGAAAGAAAUGCCACAGGGAAGCGGUUUCCACCCAUUUGGUGGCAGGGUAUCCAAGCAUUUCGGCGACACGGUACGUAUCAAAGCCUUGUGAAAUUUGCUUGUCUAUUGGUGACACCAGCGGAAGGCUUUUGUAGGGCUGCGCAAAUCGAGGCUGACGAGAGUGAUUAUUUUAGCUUUCUCCUGAAGAUCCAUAUCUGAGUUGUGAGUUUUUCUCCUCAUAAUGCUUUUGCAUCUCUGCGGGGUUGUUCCGGCAUGUUGCUAAUUAUUCACGAUCUAGAUUACGAUGUAAGAUGUAGGUUGACUCGAUGGUUUUGAGGAGUUACAUGUGAGCUGGCAGACUAAACUUUGGCGACGAUAGUGACAAGGGAAGAUGUUGAUACCCUGAAGAAUGACUGGCUCACGGAUAAUGUAUACUGCCCAUUUAUUCUCCUCCUUCAAAGUACUUAUUGACCGUUUCUGCAACAGACGAUAGCCUUCUGGCAAGAGUACGUAAUUCCUCAACCAUUCGCAGACAUCUUUCUCCACAAGGUCCAGCACUAAAAAAUUUCCUCAAUCCCAGAUAUCUCGAGAACGAAUAUCUCAAAAAAUACCCGUCCUCGAACAUCGUCCUCCUCCGACCCUCCAUGUCCUUUAUGCUAAGAAUGCAGCCCGACCCCGUCGCGCUCCGUUCCGCCCUUCCAAAUUUCACACGCACAACACACAUCUUCCUGCCCAUAAACGACAACCGCAACGUCUCGCAGGCAGAAGGCGGAUCUCACUGGUCACUCCUCCUCGUCUCGGUUAUUGAUGGCGUAGCCUUCCACUACGAUUCGCUCUCAGCAUCGAAUUUUGAAGAGGCGCGCAUGACGACAUAUAAGAUGGCUCAAUUACUAGGUCGACCAUUGAGUUUUCUCAAUCUGCAGGAUUCGCCCCAGCAGCAGAAUGGUAGCGAUUGUGGGGUCUACGUGUGUAUCAUUAUGCGCCAUUUAUUGUUAAAGCGAUUGUUGGCCGCGAAUGCAAAGGAAAAGGUCAGUAUGAGUAUGGGGGGUAAAUUGGUGGAUGCAAAUGGGGCACGGAAGGAAAUGUUGAAGAUUAUCGAAGGGUAUAGAAAAGAGGGAGAGAGAAGGAGAUCGUGAGUUUUCUCUAUUUUCUUUUCUUUUUUUGCUGCGUAAGUUCUUACUCGAAACGAAUUUCUCCUAAUAUCCAAACUUGCGCAGACACGAUGAAAGUCGCAGUUCCUCCCCCUUUCAAAAGAAUAAUCGAAGUCCUCCAAGAAUCGAUUCAUGAGACUCCACGUGCAUGCAUGAGCAUGACUAUAAGAAUUCAAUAGGCGUUACAGGUUCAUGGCGGGACAGCGUUGGGAUUUUGGAGCACAUGAACGAAACGACACGAGCACAAAGAGAAAUGGUUUGCAUGUUAUUCCCAUUCUAUAGCUUUACUUUUACUUUACUCUACGACACAUUUUGCAUUUUGGCAAAAAAUGUGCUUUGGGAACUGGUUGGUUGGUUGCGUGCGUGCGAGCAUCAAGAACGAUGAUAUGAGAUUUGCGUGUGCGUUGUCGUAAUGUUGGCAUCACAUGGAAUGCUACAGCUUGUAUAAAGGGCUCG